Molecule: messenger RNA, 3213 nt
Organism: Entelurus aequoreus (snake pipefish)
Lineage: Eukaryota; Metazoa; Chordata; Actinopteri; Syngnathiformes; Syngnathidae
Product: G patch domain-containing protein 1-like
Exons: 12
Coding region: 1-1875 (624 amino acids)
Cellular component (GO): nucleus
Molecular function (GO): RNA binding
Source: RefSeq, a predicted model, not a curated record
AUGGCCACUUCAUUAGGGACACAAGAUUAUCAUGACUGUCAGUUCUUCCGCCCUCCAGUGCUGCCCGCCAACUAUCGGCCCGUUCAUCAUUUUCGACCCCCAGUGGAGAUCUCACAUGUGACCGGGGUCAGUGCGGCACUGGCCGAAGCUCUGAAGUCAUCCAGGGGCCACAUGGUGAAGGAGGAGCCUCCACAGGGAGGACGUCAUCAGUUGGUGUCCGGCCAGAGAAUGGCGAUGCUGGGAGAAGACUCCUUAAAAGGUCCCACUUCAGUCAUGGAUCUGCUAAGGCCUGAAGACAGAGAGCGACUGCUCCGCCUCCGCGCCGCUUCUGGCGCCGUUCCGACAACGGCCCCUGCCCCGACUACCGACCCUGCCCCGACAACCGCCCCCCCCCAUAAUACCAUGCGCCCUGUCGCCCCGAUGCCCCUAAGUGGGGCUGGCGGCGCCGCGUCCUCCAGUUUGAAGCAGCAGCAGGACGCCAUGGCGGCGUGGAAAGGACACACCACCUCGCACGCGUUCAAGCCCUUUGAGGAGAACGCCAGCAAGCAAGCUCGCUACAGCUUGUAUCUGAGCCGCCUCCAGCAGGGAGAAAAAGACGCCCUCGGCCAAAGUUUGGAUCCGGCCAUGACGGAGUGGGAGCGCAGCCGGGAAGGGGAUGAGUUUGUCCGAGCCUCCAUCUUGUACCGACCCAUCUCUUCCGUGCUGUCGAGUCGCUUCACUCGAGCCAAAACCCAGGAAGACGACGAGAAUGUGGAAGUAGACCGAGACCAGGAGCGUGACCUCAAUGACAAACAAGCUGCUGUCAGGAUGAAAAUGUUUGGACAACUCACCAGAGAAACCUUUGAAUGGCAUCCUGAUAAACUUUUGUGCAGAAGAUUCAACGUGCCCGACCCUUACUCUGGGUCUUCCACAGUUGGUCUUCCCCAAGUGAAGCGAGACAAGUUUUCUGUCUUCAACUUCCUGUCAGUGACAGAGAGCAGCGGAAGCACAGCCCCAGCAAAGGCUCUGCAGACCGUCAAGAAGUCCAGAUGGGACCAGGAGGCGGAUAAGAACGACCCGCUCGAUCACCUGAUCAGCGAGGCCAGAGAGCAAACAAGUGACGCCACUUUAGACCAAGCGACCGAAGCAUCGCCCAGUACAAUUUCUGAGCCGGCUGCGGACAACAAAACAAAGGAACGUAAUAAUGGCAACGAGGAUGAGAGUGAGGACGACGACGAGGAGGAGGAGGACGAGGACGAGGACAAGGAAGAAGAAGUGGAGGAGGAGAGCCGACCCCCCAUGGACUUGUUCAAGGCCAUCUUUGCCAGCUCAUCAGACGAAAAAUCCUCUUCGUCCGAUGAAGACGGUGAGGAGGAGGAGCCAAAAGAGGAAGAAGUCAAGUCGCAGCCGACAAACCUCUUCAACAUCUCGUCGUCUUCCUCCGUCACGAGCACCGCCACGAGCACCAUCACCAGCACCGUCACCAGCACCGUGAUGAGCACCGUGACGACGUCCUCGCAGCAGACCACGGCCGUUUCCUGUCACAUGCCAUCAGAGGAAGUGCUCGAGUUCGGUCCCAAGCUACCGCCUCCAUGGCUCGGCCCAGCCAAAGUGGGCGCUACUUCCCCCAAUGAGUGGGAGAGGAAUAAAGACAGGAAACACAAGAACAAGAAGCAACACAAACACAAAAAAGACAAGAAGAAGAAGAAAGCCAAGAAGCACAAACACAAAGUGAAGCAGGAGAAGAAGAAGAGGAAGAAGAAGGAGCAGAUGUCCUCCAGCAGCUCAGAGCAGAGUAAUGACGAUGACGACGACGAAGAGGUGCUGUCCACCGAGGACAUACUGAAAAGGCUGAAGAGCGUCACAUCAUCAACAUCAUCACUGGCAGCAAAGUGACCUAUGACCCCCAUCACGGAUGAACAUUCUAAUGACUUUUAGAAAGAACUGACCUGACGACAUCAUCACGUGAAUAAAACCUAUUUUUUAUCGUUUGACGGCAGUAAAUAAACGACACAAUUCACAAAGAUCUUCAUCAUCAAUGCGAGGCUCAUCAGAAGACGCUCUGCUGCAGACAGCGGCAGCCGCAUCCCGCCGGGCACUCGUCCUGGCGGCGGAACCAGUCCAUCAUGUGACCCGUGUGACCGCCGUGACCGCAGCUUAGGCAGAAGUGGGAGGAGCCACGCACGGCCACGUGGCACACGGCGCACUGGAAGGUAAGGCGCCUGCACACGGCGCACUGCGUCCCCCGCACCUGGCUGCGACAGUGGCAGCAGAACACGCCAAACUCUGCGCCGAGACAGACGGGAUUUUAGCGUUGGUACAGGACGGACAGGAAGUCGGCAACGUACCGACUCCUUGGUGCGGCUCCGGGGGACAGGAAGCAAACUUGAGAACGUCGGCUCGUUUGUCUCGUAGACCCCAGCGGUACAAGAUUUCCCCGUAACACUUCUUGAAGUCGUCAAACUGCAGCGUGUUGGUCGGGUCUAAAAGCCUGCAGGGGACAGGAAGUGACAUCACUUUGGGGGUGGUAUAGCUCGGUUGGUAGAGUGGCCGUGCCAGAAACUUGAGGGUUCCAGGUUCGAUCCCCGCUUACGCCAUCCUCGUCACUGCCGUCGUGUCCUUGGGCAAGACACUUUACCCACCUGCUCCCAGUGCCACCCACACUGGUUUAAAUGUAACUUAGAUAUUGGGUUUCACUAUGUAAAAGCGCUUUGAGUCACUAGAGAAAAAAGCGCUAUGUACCGUAUUUCCUUGAAUAGCCGCAGAGGCGCUAAUUAAUUUAAAACCUCCUGUCACUCCGGCGCUUACCAGAAGCCUGCGGGAUGGCCAAGCAUGCGCUAAUUAUUUUAAAACCUCUUCUCACUCCGGUGCUUACCUUAUCAUGAAAAGCACAUUUAAUUAAAAAAAAACGUUAUUAUUGUCUUACCUUUAGGUAUAAAUGAGUCCAUGCCAGCUCCUUUUGAAGAAAAGCAUCGAUAUAGAAGUCUUCCUUAUCUUUUUUCAGCUUUAAAAGUCUCUCUGUCUCGAUGGAGAUCUUCCUUUUAAGUAUUACCUCCUGCUUCGAUUGAAAGUCCAGUUUAGAAAACUGUUUUAUUUUAGAUAUUUAAUCCUCCAUGGUAAAAGUCCAAGCAAACAAUGGCUGUGCACUCUUGCUGCCGGUUGUCUUCUUCUGCUGCACGGGUCUUCUGCAGUACCAGCAGUCGCAAGAACAAUCACUAGCGCCCUCUACCACCA